AUGAGCGCUGCGAGCCUGGCACAUGCGAUUGUGUCGCAGGCAGAUUCACGAGCAGAGGAGAUGCAGAAGCACAUUGCAACUGAAUUCGCUGACUAUUACGUCGAGGUAACAAAAUGUGGCGAUCAGGGCGCCUGGGUUAUCGCGCAGUCGAACAUGAUCGUUCAGAAGGGCGCGCAAUUCGAAGUAAGAGACAAGCAUCAGCUAUGUGGCGAACUUCGUCAGGUAGGGACACCCCACAUCUUUUACUCAUUUGCACAGAUUCUCAACUUCAUGAUCUUCAAUGGCUAUGAAUGCUUCAGCAACCCUCUUGAUUUUCAUUCUGCUGAAAGCAUUCUGAUGAGAAUUCGAGUUCCGCGCGCCUUCUUGCAGGCCAAUCCGACUGCGUUAUCCUGA
Symbiodinium sp. CCMP2592 is the source of this 393-nucleotide messenger RNA. The record is from the annotation of a GenBank genome assembly. Lineage: Eukaryota; Dinophyceae; Suessiales; Symbiodiniaceae.